AUGGAGAACGUCGACAGACACCAUUUGCCGUUGUGAAAACUCUCAGUGAUUUAUUGCUGAGGAAAUUUAUUGCGGCUUUCAUUUGUUUGGGUUUUACAUGAGCCGUUUUAUGUGGUUAGAAAAUCUAAAUUUAUUCUGGUAUUUUAAUAAAGUUUGUGAUGGCUGCGGAAAUUAAAGAAGCACUUUUAUAUGAUUUUAAUUAUAGUUUAUUCGUCGCGAAUACCAUGUUGCCGAAUGUGAGAAAUGUUGAGGAUAAGCAAAAUGCGGUUAAGUGGCUUAGAUUCCUGAAGACAAGUGCGAAAUCUCUUCAAGAGUUGAAUUUGAGAAAUGAAUUCAUGGAUCAUCUUGUCAAGAGUGUUCAGGCUGGUGUGAUGUCUCCGCCUUUUGAUACUCCUCCACCGAACAGCUCACUAACAUCAAUGAUCUCUCUACUGCCAGUGGUGGACUUGGAUGCUGAAGACCCAUCGUCAUGUCGAGGCUCUCGAAGAACUUCUGCGAUAAUGCAGAGAUCACCAGAUGCUGGUGCUUUCCUCGCAGCUCAACCGAUUCCAGAUGUUGGCGCCUUCUGCUACGUCGCCGUUCUCACCAAGAAGAAUAACUAAAUUCCAAUAAUUAUCUCUCAAUCAAAUAAUAAAAAUCAUUCCAUAUUAUUGACAUGGCAAUCAAGCAUUUCUAAUGAUAGCUGGAGC
This is a messenger RNA of Fopius arisanus, 689 nucleotides long. RefSeq names its product class I heat shock protein. The coding region runs from base 159 to 602 and encodes 147 amino acids. The transcript is spliced from 3 exons. The record is from RefSeq and is a predicted model, not a curated record. Lineage: Eukaryota; Metazoa; Arthropoda; Insecta; Hymenoptera; Braconidae.